AAUAGCAGGAACAACAGUAGGGAUGAAGCAAACACACAAUAUUAUUCCCCACUCAACAAACAAAAUUGGGUCAUCAGCAUUUCAGCCAAGAAACCAUCAAUGUAAUUAUGCUGAUAUCAUAGACAUUACCAAUAACUUUGAGAAAAUCAUUGGUAAAGGAGGCUUUGGAACUGUUUUCCAUGGCUACUUAAAUGACACCCAAGUGGCAGUCAAAAUACUUUCUGAGUCUUCAGCUCAAGGCUACAAAGAGUUUCAAGCUGAGGUCAAUCUCUUAAUGAGAGUUCACCACAAAAACUUGACUAGUCUUGUUGGAUACUGCAUUGAUGAUAAACACAUGGGGCUUAUCUAUGAGUACAUGGCUAAUGGAAACUUAGGAAGGCAUCUCUCAGAUAAACAAUCAUAUACUUUGAGUUGGGAGGAAAGACUGCAAAUAGCUGUGGAUGCAGCACAUGGUUUGGAGUAUCUACACUAUGGUUGUAAGCCAGCAAUAGUCCAUAGAGAUGUGAAGACCACAAAUAUCUUGUUGAAUGAAAAAUUCCAAGCCAAACUUGCUGAUUUUGGUCUCUCCAGAGCUUUUUGUACUGAAGGUGGUAAUCAAGUGUCAACUGUUGUGGCUGGCACUCCUGGAUAUCUUGAUCCAGAGUAUUACAAAUCAAAUUGGUUAAAUGAGAAGAGUGAUGUUUACGCUUUUGGAGUUGUUUUAUUCGAGAUAAUCACUGGUCGACCAGUGAUUGCAAAAAUUAACAGUAAUGAGAAUAUUCACAUAUCUCAAUGGGUUGAGAACAUGCUUUAUGAAAAUGGAGAGAUUCAAAGCGUUGUUGAUCCCAGGCUGAGAGGAAACUUCCAACUCAACUCUACAUGGAAAGCUAUUGAAUUGGCCACAAAUUGUGUGCAUUUAAACUCUAUUGAAAGGCCAACAAUGAAUCAAGUUGUGGUGGAAUUGAAAGAGUGUUUAGCAUUAGCACUAGAGAUUACUCCCGAAAAGGAUAACCUUUUCACGAAAGAUGCUCUUAUUAGAAAGAUGACUCUUAAUAUAGACACACAUGUAAACCCUUUACCAAGGUAA
Messenger RNA from Cannabis sativa, 1066 nucleotides. RefSeq names its product senescence-induced receptor-like serine/threonine-protein kinase. The record is from RefSeq and is a predicted model, not a curated record. The transcript has 5 exons. The coding region runs from base 23 to 1066 and encodes 347 amino acids. Gene Ontology annotation, biological process: protein phosphorylation. Gene Ontology annotation, molecular function: ATP binding; protein kinase activity. NCBI's taxonomy places the organism in Eukaryota, Viridiplantae, Streptophyta, Magnoliopsida, Rosales, Cannabaceae.